Pecten maximus is the source of this 4353-nucleotide messenger RNA. RefSeq names its product striatin-interacting protein 1-like. Gene Ontology annotation, cellular component: cytosol. Gene Ontology annotation, biological process: cytoskeleton organization. Lineage: Eukaryota; Metazoa; Mollusca; Bivalvia; Pectinida; Pectinidae. The record is from RefSeq and is a predicted model, not a curated record.
UUACCAGCCUCCAAAAUGGAGGCUUCAGGACCCAGGUUGCCAAAAUUGAGGGAUUUACUUAGAAGACAGAGAGAAGACUCUUUUUCUGAGAGUAUGUGUGAAACCCCGGACAUAGAAUAUACUUACGAUGAUGCGGAUUCAUAUCGUGCUGAAAUGGCAGAAUUGUAUAGUUACACAGAGGAAUCCGAGUUUGAAGAGACAAAAAUGGCAUUUGAACAUGGAUUUGCCCUGAAAGGACAUGACAAGUGGAUAACAGCAUCUCCAGAGAUACAGAGGAAGCACAUCGUGUAUUUACAGAAUGAGUUAGAAAUGGCCGACCGUGACCGUCGGUUUAAUGCUCUGAUGGCUUUACUCUACCUCCUACAAGGAGUACACGGAGAGUGUGAGGCUGAGGACCAACAGCGUGAUUGGGUGAUGACUAAUGUCCACAUGUUGUAUGAACAGGGUCUGUUUAUCUCAUUUGCUGAAGUCUUGUCUAUGGAAAUCGAGAACACUGUCGCUGCAUCUAAUGCCCUACGUAAACCUGCUGUCUCUGUGGCGGACAGUAAAGAUUUAAGAAUGUUGCUAAACGCUUUAUACACAAUGGUAGAGACUAUGCGACUGCCACCAGAAACUAUGUCAGAGGAACAGAAAAGGAACCAGGAACUCUUCAAGGAAGACUUAGUGACGCCAUGCGUUGGAGAUGACAUACUAGCAAUCACACUAUUUGGAAUGGUGACCAAGUUUUGUAGUGGAAAUGCUCCACACUUCCCCAUGAAGAAAGCUCUACUUCUGCUAUGGAAAGUUGCCUUGGUCUCUUUGGGAGGUCUGCGAGCUUUACAAGACAAGAAAAAUAUUGUGCGUGUAGAGAAUGGCUUACCAGAGCUCCCGGAGGAUACGUACGAGGUAUGCAAAAACAUGCGUGCGUCCUCUCCUCCAGCCUCCGCAACUGACCUCAUCGAACAGCAGAUGCCACGGAAAUAUGGUGUAAGAGGCAAGAGGAGUUUGAUCAAACAGAGCAGCCUCCCGGAUGAACCUUUUGACAACGGUGCAGAAGAUGAGCUGGAUAUGAACAGGGGCAGUGACGACGAGCUUCCUCCUACACCACCACGACCUGCGACCCCUAUACAGCCACAUCAAAAGUCAUUACCGUGGAAACCUAAAGUCAGACAAAAAGAUCUGGAGUUAUUUUUAGACCACACCAGGAUUAAGUUUGUAGGUUUCCAGGUCCAGAAAGAUCAGGCCUCAUUAGCCGGUCUACCUCAGCCUAUCCAUGAGGGUGUCAAAGUCCUUAAGCAGCAUUUGUACAUUUCACUGACAGAGCUGCAAAUCAAACGUGAAGAGGAAAUAGCAAAGAACCCUCUGUCACAGCCCGAGAAAGAAGUGCCCAACUCCCCGGUGGAGAUCUUGUUCCAGGCCAUGUUACCAAACCUCCCACAGUAUAUGAUAGCUUUAUUGAAGAUAUUGCUGGCAGCAGCACCCACGUCUAAGACAAAAACCGACUCCAUCAACAUUUUAUCAGAUGUCCUGCCCGAAGAAAUGCCGACCACUGUUUUACAGUCGAUGAAGUUAGGGAUCGACGUAAACCGACACAAGGAGGUCAUUGUAAAGUCCAUAUCUGGCCUUCUAUUGCUGCUUCUUAAAAACUUCAAACUAAAUCACAUCUACCAGUUUGAAUUCCUCAGUCAACACUUGGUGUUUGCCAACUGUAUACCUCUAGUGCUGAAGUUCUUUAACCAGAACAUCAUGUCAUACAUUGGCGCUAAAAACAGUAUUCCUGUGUUAGAUUUCCCACGCUGUGUUGUUGGAGAUCCUGUAGAACUUACUGCCGAGGCUCUGGAAAAUGGUGAUGAUCAGCCAUUCUGUUGGAGAAAUCUGUUCUCUUGUAUCAAUCUCCUACGAAUACUCAACAAACUUACGAAGUGGAAACAUUCAAGGACAAUGAUGCUAGUAGUGUUCAAAUCUGCCCCUAUCCUAAAGCGAGCUCUCAAGGUCAAACAUGCCAUGAUGCAGCUGUACAUUUUAAAGCUCCUCAAGAUGCAGACUAAAUAUCUGGGCCGACAGUGGAGGAAGAGCAACAUGAAAACCAUGUCAGCGAUCUACCAGAAAGUACGCCACCGACUGAAUGAUGACUGGGCCUACGGCAAUGACAUGGAUGCCCGUCCUUGGGAUUUCCAAGCUGAGGAAUGUGCAUUGCGUGCAUGUGUUGACCGCUUCAACAAUCGGAGAUACGGAGUGAACGGGACGGACCCAGACUUCAAACCUUUGGACACCUGUACUCUAAGUGUGCUGGGAGAAUCAAUAGAGCUGAGCUCAGAAUUCAAACAGAACUACGAACGGUGGUUAGAGAUGGAGGUAUACUCCAAUCAAAUUGACUGGGACCAGAUAUUAAUGCUAUGAUUACCAUACAGAGAGAAUUAAUAAAACCUAUUGUCAUUGGCUGUGAAACUGUGUAAAAGGUAUCUAAGUAUGAAAAAAAUAUCUUGUUACCAUAAAUAAUCUAGGUAUUGUUCAAUGUUUUACAUGCAAACCUAGCUAAAUAUAGGACUUUGUGGAGUCAAGAAUGCUACAAUAUGUCUUUUAAUACCUGUAAGAUCAUAAUCGCGUUAUUUCUACAAACAAUGUAGAAAAAGGAAAAAAUGAAUGUUUCCUUUCAUCAGUGAAGUGCUGUUUUUAAACCUUUGGAAAGCUAAUUCUCAAAUAUUUUAUAAAAGGUUUACUGGGCUCUUGACAUAGAUCAGCAAUAUUUGAGAAACUUUUUAAUUGCAAAACAUAACAGAAAUUAUCUGCAUGAAUUCCCUAGUUAUAUCAUUAAUCAUAGUGUAUGUAAUGUUGGUGUGAAUGUGGGGUAUGACUGAUCAAAUUUGGUGAUGAUUGAGCGAGAAUGUGUGAGAUGAAAGAGCUAUUGUAAGAGUUAUGAAAUAUCACUCUUCUGUAUGUUGUUAUAUCAGAAACAUCAUAGUGCUGUGUUAAAACAGAAAAUUGUCAUUUCACUAAACCUUUCCUCGUCAUUGUAAACAUGUAAUAUGAAUCUCAUUUGAUAAUCCUCUUUUCCCAUACACAAUACAGCCACAUACAUGCUGUUCCUGCCACAUUUUAGAUUUCAUGUUGUGUGUAAACCUCAACUUGCCUCAAUAUAAUAAAAACAAACUUUAAAACCUGGAAAGUCUUGGAUAACAUGUCAAUUAGUUGUUGUCUUAUAAAGCAAGAAGAAGAAAUAUCUUGUCUAUUCCAGUAAAAAACUGACAUAAAGUUACAGUGACCUCAUUUAACAACCACCGCAAAAUUAAGACCACCCUGCAAUUAUGCACACUUUUUUCAGUCCCGUUAUUUUUCUCUAUAUAUCUUUGUAUUGACUGCUUCAGUUAUACAAUUAUCCCUAAUAUUCCGUAUUGUGAGCACUUUUCGACAGUCCAAAAGUCGUUAAUUGACCCCCUGAUUCUGACCAGUAACCCUGUGAUCAAACUUACCUGGUAUGCAGCGAGCUGCAAUGUCGAGCAUUCGGUCAUUUGAAAUACAGGGUCCACACAGUUCUGGAAAGGCCUUAGCUAAGUUACUCUAGUGGCCUUGAAAAAACUAUGAAUUCACUUUAGGGAAAAGCAUCUUAGUAUAUGGCCUUGAAAUGUCCUUGGAUAUGCGAUUCAGUGCUUCAUAUCUGUAAUUAAAUACUUUAUUAUGGGGGAGUGCUUUCAAUCCAAAUCGGAAUAAUGACUCUUUGUUUAAAUCCUAGGUCUAUUACUUCAAAUCUGAUAGUUCUAUGGUGAAAGGCAUUUUGUGUCACAAACUGAAAGUCGUCCAGGAAAUGGAUGAAUCCGUGCUUAAGUCAUGGAUGCUAAUUUUGAAUCGUCACGCAUUUUGAAAAUUGUUAUUAUAAAAUGUCUGAUAAAAGUCUUUGAAAAUUUUAAUAAGGACCUUGAAAAGGCCUUUAAUUUGGUUUGACUAGAUCUGUAUGUAUCUGAUAUAGCAUGGGACCACUAACAACAGAGCUGAUACAAACUUAGUUCGGCUGUACUUAAAAGUCUGACUUAAUACAACUACUGAUCAAUAUGGAACAAUGAAGUUUUCCCUCAUUGAGGUAUGUUUAUGGGUCAAGUGUUGAUUUGUUGUAAGUGUCCAGAAUUUAAGUGCAGGAGAUUUGACAAAUCAUUCAAGUUCAUGAGCUUCAAUGAAGUGUGUUUUAUAGGAAUACAUGUAUAUCCUAAUGGUAAAGAAAAUAGAACCUGUCGUGUAGUCUUCCUGUAUUAUAACUGUGACAUCAUGUGUUUGUGAUGGCUAAACUUAUGACAAUACUUGCAAUGUAAAAGGAAUUAUGUAUGAAUAAUUCAUAAACUAUAAAUAACAAGGAUUUAUUUAUUAAAUUUAUAAUACAUAUAA